Molecule: messenger RNA, 684 nt
Organism: Podospora anserina S mat+
Lineage: Eukaryota; Fungi; Ascomycota; Sordariomycetes; Sordariales; Podosporaceae
Exons: 2
Coding region: 1-684 (227 amino acids)
Source: RefSeq, a predicted model, not a curated record
AUGCGCCCUGCUCUUAUUUCUGUCGUUGCUCUGAGUGCCGCCGUUUCCUGUCAACUUGUAGUACCCCUCUUUCAGCAAAGAGCGGAUGCAGCCCCGCCGUCACAGCGAACUCUCAACCACAAUCAAAAGAUCAUGGACCCCAACAACGGCCCCGGUCCGGCGUUGCCUCCGGACUCCGGAGUUCCGUCGAGGACUGACCCACCUCCGCACUCUGGCGGCGGUGGUGUUAUCCUUUCGGAUGUGAUCGGCCGGGAUAGGUCUGUCAACUUAUUUGCAGGCUUCAUCAGAAAUAUUGAAUCCACCUCUGUUCGGCUUGAUGACCCGUCAAAAAACACAACGGUGCUCGCGCCGCUCAACUCUGCGGUGGAGGGCUUACCUCGUAAACCAUGGGAAGAUCCCAGAGAGUACGGUGCCCUUGGGCCCAAUGCUUAUGAAGGAGGUGAUGGCCAUGAGAGGGCACAGAAGAACAUUCAGCGGUUUGUGGAGGCUCACCUUAUCCCGGUUGGUAUCUGGUCCAAGGGCCAGAAGGUGAAGACUCUGCUUGGGGAUAGGGAGGUGUGGUGGGAAGAAAAGGAAGACGGGACCCGUGUGGUGCAGCCGGGGGAUAUUGAGGUUGUUGAGGUUUCGAGCUCUGUUGCGAAUGGUGAGGUGUGGAUUUUGAAGAAGGUUCGGAAUUAUGCCUGA